CUUCCUCCCGGGAGGAGGGGCUCCAGUUCCGCGUCGUCGCGCAGCGCUGACUCUGGGAGGCGUUUGGGCCCGGAGAAGUGGAUCGGUCGCUUGCGCCGCAUGGAGUCCGAAUCCGACAGCGGAGCCGCCGCUGACACCCCCCCGCUGGAGACUCUAAGCUUCCAUGGUGAUGAAGAGAUUAUCGAGGUGGUAGAACUGGAUCCCGGCCCGCCAGACCCUGCAGAUGAUCUGGCCCAGGAGAUGGAAGAUGUGGACUUCGAGGAAGAGGAAGAAGAAGAAGAGGGCAAUGAAGAGGGUUGGGUUCUGGAACCCCAGGAAGGGGUGGUCGGCAGUAUGGAGGGCCCCGAUGACAGCGAGGUCACCUUUGCAUUGCACUCAGCAUCCGUGUUUUGUGUGAGCCUGGACCCCAAGACCAACACCUUGGCAGUGACGGGCGGUGAAGAUGACAAAGCCUUUGUGUGGAGACUCAGUGAUGGGGAGCUGCUGUUUGCGUGUGCAGGCCAUAAAGACUCUGUGACUUGUGCUGGUUUUAGUCAUGAUUCCACCCUGGUGGCCACAGGGGACAUGAGUGGUCUCUUGAAAGUGUGGCAGGUAGACACCAAGGAGGAAGUCUGGUCCUUCGAAGCAGGAGACCUGGAGUGGAUGGAGUGGCACCCUCGGGCACCUGUCCUACUGGCGGGCACAGCCGAUGGCAACACCUGGAUGUGGAAGGUCCCAAAUGGUGACUGCAAGACCUUCCAGGGCCCCAAUUGCCCUGCUACCUGUGGCCGUGUCCUCCCUGACGGGAAGAGAGCUGUGGUAGGCUAUGAAGAUGGCACCAUCAGGAUUUGGGACCUGAAGCAGGGAAACCCCAUCCACGUACUGAAAGGGACCGAGGGUCACCAAGGCCCUCUGACUUGUGUCGCUACCAAUCAGGAUGGCAGCCUCAUCCUUACUGGCUCUGUGGACUGCCAGGCCAAGCUGGUCAGUGCUACCACCGGCAAGGUGGUAGGUGUUUUUAGACCAGAGACCGUGGCCUCCCAGCCCAACCUGGGAGAAGGGGAGGAGAGUGAGUCCAACUCAGUGGAGUCCUUGGGCUUUUGCAGUGUGAUGCCUCUGGCGGCUGUUGGCUACCUAGAUGGAACCUUGGCCAUCUAUGACCUGUCUACGCAGACCCUCAGGCACCAGUGUCAGCACCAGUCGGGCAUCGUGCAGCUGCUGUGGGAGGCCGGCACCGCCGUGGUUUACACCUGCAGCCUGGAUGGCGUCGUGCGCCUCUGGGACGCCCGGACUGGCCGCCUGCUCACUGACUACCGGGGCCACACCGCUGAGAUCCUGGACUUUGCCCUCAGCAAAGAUGCCUCUCUGGUGGUGACCACCUCAGGUGACCACAAAGCGAAAGUAUUUUGCGUCCAGAGACCCGACCGUUAAGGACUGCAGCCUCUGGCCUGGUGUCUGGUGUUGAGGGGAUAAAGGGAGAAUCCCGUCCCCCACCACCAGCAGAGGUGCAGGGUACAGAGGAAAGGAGGGGAGGGGACUUGGACUACUUUCCCACCCCUCAGCUGACUUGCCCCUCUGUCCUUUUCUCCUUGUUAGACCCACCCACGGGCGCUCCCUUCCCCUCGCCCAGCCCUGAGGCACUUCGAGGGAGGGUGAUUCUUCUCUUUCACUUGCUGGUGUGAGCCAUGGGGUAAAUAUUUGUAUGUGGGGAGUAGGUCUUUGAGGUUCCCGUUCUUUCCCUUCCCAAGUCUCUGGGGAUGGAAAGGAGGAAGAGAUACUAGUUACAGAUUUUAAAAAUGUAAAUAAAAUAUACUUCCCAGAG
Messenger RNA from Chinchilla lanigera (long-tailed chinchilla), 1801 nucleotides. It is a transcript of the gene Aamp, whose product is annotated as angio-associated, migratory cell protein. NCBI's taxonomy places the organism in Eukaryota, Metazoa, Chordata, Mammalia, Rodentia, Chinchillidae. The record is from RefSeq and is a predicted model, not a curated record. Gene Ontology annotation, molecular function: protein binding. Gene Ontology annotation, cellular component: cytosol. The transcript is spliced from 11 exons. Bases 100 to 1410 code for a protein of 436 amino acids.